This is a messenger RNA of Lathyrus oleraceus (garden pea), 672 nucleotides long. RefSeq lists its product as uncharacterized. Gene Ontology annotation, molecular function: nucleic acid binding; RNA-DNA hybrid ribonuclease activity. The transcript has a single exon. The record is from RefSeq and is a predicted model, not a curated record. Lineage: Eukaryota; Viridiplantae; Streptophyta; Magnoliopsida; Fabales; Fabaceae. Bases 1 to 672 code for a protein of 223 amino acids.
AUGCAGAAAGCUAUCAAGGGUAGUGUACUCUCUGACUAUUUGGCACAUCAACCUGUGGAAGACUAUCAACCCAUGAAAUUCGACUUCCCCGACGAAGAUAUCUUGUUCAUUAGAAAAUGCAAUAUUACAGGCUCUAAGGAAGGCCCCGAACCAGGAUCGCGAUGGACGCUCGUGUUCGACAGUGCUUCCAAUGCUCAUGGCCAUGGGUGUAGGUGCAAUGAUCACUUCUCCAACAGGAUUCCAUCUUCCAUUUACCGCAAGACCCGUGACCACAAGCUAAUUCCUUAUAGAGAACAUGUCAUGAAGUUUAUUCCCUACUUUGAUGGAAUCACUUUUCAUCAUAUUCCGAGGGAUGAGAAUCAGUUGGCCAAUGCUCUUGCUACUUUGUCAUCCAUGUUCAAAAUACAGUGGACGAAUCAAGCUCCAUCCAUCAAUGUUGAGCUCCUAGAUGAACCCGUCUAUUAUCUGGAAGCUGAAGAGGAAUCAUAUGGAAAGCCUUGGUUCUAUGACAGCAAGAGGUAUGUUGAGAAGCAGGUGUACCCAGAGAAUACAUCUAUUACAGAUUUGAAAGCCUUGAGGAAGCUAGCCUCCAGUUUCUUCGUAAGUGGGGGAGUGUUGUAUAAGCGGAGUUAUGAUUCGAUCUUGCUUAGAUGUGUGGAUAGAUGUACAUGA